AUCCAAUCAAAUUAGCUAACACAUAAAAGCAGCCAAUCAAAUUAAUGGUUAUAAAAUUAAUACAAAAACGUAAAAAGUUGUCAUAUUCAAUUUAAGACUCAUAUUAUUUCGCCGAUAUUCGCUCCAAUAUUUACAGCACAAUGGUGUCAUCUGAAGCUAUUCAGGCCAUGAAAACAAUGGCUGCUGACUCAAAGAAAAGGGCAGUCCUUGUGAAAGACACAACAUGUAUUGGGGGUCUGGUACUUGUGUUGUCCAAUGAGGACAACAGGAUUGUUAGGCUGGCAUUGGAGACAAUCCAGUUGUUGGCCGAGACGCCUGAACACCGGGCACUGUUACGGAACUUCAUUGGAAUGAUGGAGCAGAUAGAGUCUGUCAUUGACAAAAGGAGGCUCAUAUGUGUUGGCAGGAAGGAUGUGGAGCUGGAAGGCCUGGCGAGGGACGUGUACAACUGUCUGUCCUCCAGUGACACCACGACACCCCUGCGGGACACCUUCAACACAUCUAACAGCUCCACUACGUCCAGACGUAGCAGUAUGCAGAAGUCGUUCCAUGGAGGUGUGAGGCAUUCCAAGACAGUCAUACUUCAGCUCAAGGGGCUCCUCAACAAGUGUGACAGAGAUGUUUGUAUGCGGUUGCUGCUACAGACCAAGGGGGUGAUCAGCAUCACGUUUGACAUGAACAAGAAGAGGUGCAUUGUUCGAGUGAAACCCGACAUGAGACCUGAGUCGCUGGUUCAGGCCAUCGCCCGCACACAGAGUAUCCAAGCCCAGCAGGUGAUCAAGGCUGAGACAGGAGAGGAGCUGUUUCUGUCAUUUGGCCACCACCAAGAGGGGUGUGACAAGGAGAACAACACAACGCUGCGUGACAGGGAGAAUGACACGACCCUGCCUGACUACCUCCCCGACGAAGAGGAGGUCACGGUGGAUGACCGGGCACUGGCUCGCAACAAGGGGCCCUCCAAGUCAGGGGGGUGGCUUAGCACGGCUGCUAACUUCCUCACCAACUCCUUCUACUGGUGAGGUGCUUACAGUCUGGUUGAACUGGUGCUUAACUAGGUGUGAAUACUGGUUACAUGGAGGAUCAAUAUGUGACAGUGCAAAGUACUGUGAUAAUGCCAGUGUUUCAAGAAGUCAUUGUGACAGUUUGGCACUCAUUUAUAACUGUUUUGUAAUUGAAAUUGCGUUGUAUGUGCUGUAAACAAUUGACUUGAUUUAUUUUGUGUUAUGCAUAAAAGGUCAUAUUCUAUUGAAACUACAUACUGAUACAAAGUAAUUACGAGUUUAUUUAUUGAUGUGAAUAAGUGAUCAAUUAAUUUGAAGAAACCCAAAAAACUGUGUGAACCGUUUCAAACAUGAAAGUUACUUGGAUUAUUAGGUGAACUUUGAUGUCAUUGUUAGAAAAUAUUAUGAAGUAUAAUUUAGUUAUAUUAUAAAAUUAUAUACUUUCAUUAAAGGAUUGUUACUCAUAUUCAUAACAGAAAUAUUUCUUUCUUUUUGAGAGGAAUAUUGUUCAGAUGUUUUCUGGCAUAAAAUUAUCAACAUGUUUACAUUCUGUUACUCAUUUCCUUCUUCAUGUUUGUCUUGCUGUACUGUAUUCUGCAUGUUUCAUUUUCUGCAAGUGCACUCUUUCUUGCUAAGUGAUUGUUUUUGUUGUAGUUCCUUAACGUUUUCACUGGAGGUGAUUAAAAGGUUUAUCUCUAGUCCAUC
Molecule: messenger RNA, 1706 nt
Organism: Dreissena polymorpha
Lineage: Eukaryota; Metazoa; Mollusca; Bivalvia; Myida; Dreissenidae
Product: armadillo repeat-containing protein 1-like
Exons: 9
Coding region: 141-1019 (292 amino acids)
Molecular function (GO): metal ion binding
Source: RefSeq, a predicted model, not a curated record